Messenger RNA from Pseudogymnoascus verrucosus, 1284 nucleotides. RefSeq lists its product as uncharacterized. The transcript has a single exon. Bases 1 to 1017 code for a protein of 338 amino acids. The record is from RefSeq and is a predicted model, not a curated record. NCBI's taxonomy places the organism in Eukaryota, Fungi, Ascomycota, Leotiomycetes, Thelebolales, Thelebolaceae.
AUGGACGAACCAUCUGACGAUACAUCCUGCCCCCCUUGCCAACCUAACGGCACCGACGCCGCCGCCACGCAGACGCCGCACAGUGACGCCGUCGCCAACAUCCUCGCCACUACCCCGGAUUGGCGUACGCAAGCGGGUCCCUCCCCAGCCGCAACCGCGGGGGAGAUUCGGGGUCAAGCCGCACCUCAAGCCGCAAACGCGGGGCCUCAGCAGGGUCAAGCCGCAGCGGGGCAUCAAGCUCAAGCCGCAUUCCCAGCCGCAACCACGGGGCAGCAAUUCGGGGUCCAAGCCGCAGCAGCAGCAGGUCAUCAGGGUCAAAUUGGCGGCCACUCCUCCCAGAUCGGGGGGUUCCAAAAUGGAUUCGCAAACACCACCACCUCCUUCACCUUCACCACCGGCACCACCUCCUCCUCCGCCUUCGCCACCACCACAUCCAACCAAACCGCAGCAAUCGCGAACCAAUCCCGCACCCGAUCCCGCACCCUCGCAACCACCGAUUUCAACACCCCCCACCCAACCUACCACGCGCACCCCUCCCCCUUCGCCGCCACCACACCCGCUGCCCGCCCCAUCCCCCGAAUCGUCAUCACCACCCCAGACAUGCGCACCCACGCCCCGGACUCCCCGACCCUCCACCGCGCCCGCCAACCCGCGCACCGCCGUCUUCGUCGUCACGAACUGCAAAACCGUAUCGCGGAACACGAGCAGCGUAUUCGCGAGAUGAGCGAUGAAGCAGACGCCCAAGAGAUGGUCACCGAGGCGCUGUGGGUGGAGAAUGAGAAGUUGAAGAGGAAGAUUAGGGAGUUGGAGGGGGAGGGGGAGAGGAGGGCGGGGGAGCUGGAGAGGGUUAGGGAGAUGGCGGGGAGGGAGACGGAGAGGGCGGCGUGGGCGGAGGGGGUGUUGAUGUUGUUGGAGGGGUGGGGGGAGGGAGAGGGAGAGGGGUGGGGAAGGGUGGAUGGGGGGGAGGAUGGGGAGGAUGGGGAGGGAGGUGGGGAGGAGUUUAUGGAUUGUGAGUAAGGGGUGAGAGGCUGGGGCACGUGAUUUUGUCUUCUAGCGACCUUCGCAGUCGGUGUUUGGGGGGGGACUUGUAUAUUAUGGAUGGAUGAUCAGGAACUGGGUGUGGACAUGGGUAUGAUGAGUAACUAGGCAUGGAGAUGGGGAUGAUGGGGUUUCGGGGUAGGGAUAUCAACUUUGAGUCUUUGAGAAGUAUAGGAGAAUGGAACUCAAUGAAAACAGUGUAUAUGCGUUGUUUGGUGAUUGCCACGGGUUCUUUGAGCGUGAGGG